AUGCAGAAGCUCUACCCGGAGAGCUCGAUCAACACGAGCAGUAGUAUGGCGGGCGGUGGAGGUGGAGGAGGAGGUGGUGGUGGCGGGGGCAACAUGAGCCCGAUGGCCACCACGUACAGCAGCAUGAACAUGGGCAUGACGGUGGGCGGGAUGACGUCGGUGUCGCCGCAGGGUGGCGGGUUCGGGGCGUCGGUCCUGGGGAGCCCGGGGAUGGGCGGGAUGGGAGCGGCGAUGAACGGGAUGUCCGGCAACUGCCUGACAUCGACGCCGCUCGGCUACAGCUCGAUGGGUUCGCCGAUCAGCAACAUGGGCUCGUGCAUGGGCGGAAACGGUAUGAGCACGAUGGCGGCCAUGUCCGGCUACUCGAGCGUGGCCGGAAGCCGUGAGGUCCUCGGGGAUCCCGGCUCGCCGAACUCGGUGGCGCUGCAGCGGGCCCGCACGGAGAAGCCGGCGGCGACGUACCGGCGCAACUAUACGCACGCCAAGCCACCCUACUCGUACAUCUCGCUCAUCACGAUGGCCAUCCAGAACAACCCGCACAAGAUGCUGACGCUGGCCGAGAUCUACCAGUUCAUCAUGGACCUGUUCCCGUUCUACCGGCAGAAUCAGCAGCGGUGGCAGAACUCGAUCCGGCACUCGCUCAGCUUCAAUGACUGCUUCGUGAAGGUCCCGCGCACGCCGGAUAAGCCGGGCAAGGGCUCCUUCUGGACGCUCCACCCGGACUCCGGGAACAUGUUCGAGAAUGGGUGCUACCUGAGGCGUCAAAAGCGCUUCAAGGAUGAGAAAAAGGAGGUGCUACGAUCGUUGCACAAGAGCCCGGCGCACGGCGGAAGCCUCGACGCGGUCGGCAGCCCGGACAAGAAGGACCCGUCGGACGAGGGCCACCCGCAUCACCACAGUCACCACCAUAGCCAUCACCACAGUCACCACCACAGCCAUGGUGGGCUGCACAGGAGUGGCGGCGAUACGCAUGGCAAGCUCAGCGUGGCAUCCGUGGCCGCCGUGGCUGCCGCCGACACGCACGGCAUGCUGAACAGUGCGCACGGUAAAGACGCGGACGCGCUCGCCAUGCUGCACGCUACGGCCGACUUAUGCUUAGCGCAACAACAAUCUCAUUCACAGCAUGGUGGUGGCGGGGCGGGGCACCACCCGGCUGGGCACCACCACCACCACCACCCGGCGCACCAUCCGGCGCACCAGCAGCUGCAGCAGGAGGAGCUGACCGCGAUGGUGAACCGCUGCCACCCUUCGCUGCUUGGUGAGUACCACUCGAUGCACCUGAAGCAGGAACCGGCCGGCUACACGCCCUCUAGUCACCCGUUCUCGAUCACGCGGCUGCUGCCGACCGAGUCGAAGGCCGACAUCAAGAUGUACGAGAUGAGCCAGUACGCCGGCUACAACGGGCUCAGCCCGCUGCCGAACUCGCACGCCGCCGCGGCCGCCCUCGGGCAGGACUCGUACUACCACCAGAGCCUCGGCUAUCACCACGCGUCGACCGGUACGACCAGCUUGUGA
This is a messenger RNA of Anopheles coustani, 1515 nucleotides long. It is a transcript of the gene fkh, whose product is annotated as protein fork head. The record is from RefSeq and is a predicted model, not a curated record. Bases 1 to 1515 code for a protein of 504 amino acids. Gene Ontology annotation, biological process: anatomical structure morphogenesis; cell differentiation; regulation of transcription by RNA polymerase II. The transcript has a single exon. NCBI's taxonomy places the organism in Eukaryota, Metazoa, Arthropoda, Insecta, Diptera, Culicidae. Gene Ontology annotation, molecular function: protein domain specific binding; transcription factor binding; DNA-binding transcription factor activity, RNA polymerase II-specific.